AUGUCGUCAUUCUCAACCAAACCUCACUCUCCCCGUUUUAAUAGCCAGGCUGUUGAGUUGAAUGAAAUUUUACAGUACAUACAAAAUAGAUGCACUCAGAGUUUAUCAUGUGAUGGAUAUCAUUAUGGAUGGAAUGGACAAUAUGAAUGUGUAUUGGAGGAUGCUGCCAUCAAAGUGAAUAUUACCAAGUUUAUUGAAAAAAACAGGGAGGAACAGUUUGUAUAUUAUUAUGUAAGACCUGAUUAUAGGAAGGAUGAUAAGGUGAUUGAUUAUAUUGUAAAUGAAUCAUCGGAAUUGAUUGUUGAAAAAGAUUCCUUCUUGUUGGAUCGUUUGAACGGAAGAAAGGUUGUCUAUUGGGAAAAGUGUAAUUUUGUGGAAUAUCAAGCUGUGGAGAAGGCCUACGGGGAUCACCAUGCUGAGAGAUCGGGUGUUCAUCUCAUCAAUCAUAUUGAUGAAGGGAUGUACAUUUUGAAAAAAGUGGGAGCUUCUGAACUAGCUCAAAAAGCUUAUAUUUUACACCCUCUCAUUCAAGGAGACUCAGAAAUCAAGGAAUUUUUUAACAACCAAUUGCUGAAUGAUGAGAAUAGGAAUAAGUGGGAUAUCAGAGUUAUAAUGCUUGCCACCGAGUACAGAAAUAUUGCAAACGCUUACCUAUCUCACUGUGCAUCUUCAGAAACAUUUGCAUUGAGUUCACUAAAGGAAGUUAAUCAGAUGUUAAUGUAA
Naegleria gruberi is the source of this 723-nucleotide messenger RNA. RefSeq lists its product as uncharacterized. The transcript has a single exon. Bases 1 to 723 code for a protein of 240 amino acids. The record is from RefSeq and is a predicted model, not a curated record. NCBI's taxonomy places the organism in Eukaryota, Heterolobosea, Eutetramitea, Acrasida, Naegleriidae.